This is a messenger RNA of Aspergillus thermomutatus, 672 nucleotides long. Its product is annotated as mitochondrial fission process 1 family protein. The record is from RefSeq and is a predicted model, not a curated record. Gene Ontology annotation, cellular component: mitochondrion. Gene Ontology annotation, biological process: mitochondrial fission. The annotation marks the transcript as partial. Lineage: Eukaryota; Fungi; Ascomycota; Eurotiomycetes; Eurotiales; Aspergillaceae. The transcript has 2 exons.
AUGUUCUGGAGGAAGCAUCACGAUGAGACUCCCGCAGACACACCGCAGCAACCGAUCCCCCGCGAGAAACUUCCUUCUCAACUUCAGAAGAUAGUUGACCAGGAUGAUGGCUUCUACGAUGAUAUCUACUCCCCAUACUCCGUCGAUUCCACCGACACCCCCUACCGAUACGCCGGUUACGCCAACCGCAUCCGCACCAUCCUCCUCUCCGCCCACCGCUACGUCGCCUACACCUCCGACAUAGGCGAGUCCUUCCGCCCCGUCGCACACCCCUACCUCGUGCGCACCGCCUACGGCAUCUCCUGGACCUAUCUGCUCGGCGAUGUCGCCCACGAAGGCUACAAAGCCUACCUGCGCAACCGGCACGCCCUCGCCCCACCCGGCGAGGCCUACAAGGACGCCAAGGACCUCUCGCCCAACGAGGUCGUCAAGGGCAUGGCAACAGGCGACAUGGGCAGUCCCAGCGCUGCCGGCGCCGAGCUCGCCCCCUGGCCGACAACCCGCAUCCCCCUCAUCGAGGACUACCGCAUGGUAAUGGCCAAGCGGGCCGUGUUCCAGAGCAUCGCAAGCAUGGGGCUGCCGGCGUUCACGAUCCACUCGGUGGUCAAGUACACAGGGCGGGUGAUGAAGAACAACAAGAGCGUGUUCCUGCGGACCUGGACGCCUAUCGGU